Dipodomys ordii (Ord's kangaroo rat) is the source of this 2276-nucleotide messenger RNA. It is a transcript of the gene Znf8, whose product is annotated as zinc finger protein 8. Gene Ontology annotation, molecular function: DNA-binding transcription factor activity, RNA polymerase II-specific; RNA polymerase II cis-regulatory region sequence-specific DNA binding. The coding region runs from base 329 to 2053 and encodes 574 amino acids. The transcript has 4 exons. The record is from RefSeq and is a predicted model, not a curated record. Gene Ontology annotation, biological process: regulation of transcription by RNA polymerase II. Lineage: Eukaryota; Metazoa; Chordata; Mammalia; Rodentia; Heteromyidae.
GCUGCCUACUCCCAGUCUAGCCAGGUAGCGGGAGGCGGCUGGAUUCGGUCUGGCUUCCUCAUUGGCUGAAGGUCCAACGAGCGGUAGCUCCCAUUGGCUGUGGGACAGAAAGCCUCCCAUUGGUCUACAACAUGGAGAGCAGAGACUCUCAUUGGUUCAGUGCUGCGGCGCGGCGCGCGGCCUUCUGGGAGUUGUGGUCUUGAGGUCCCUGGCACGGCCGCCAUUGUCUGGCCGGCCGCUGGUCUGGUGGUCCCCCUUGGUGGGUGAGACAGCACAUUUGCUCGAGGGUCGUCGCUCUGGGUGCCUGUGCUCGACCCACCGGCCCAGGAUGGACCUCGAGGACCUAGCGGCCGCGGUGACCAUGGCCGCGCCUCCGCCGGCGGCACGGCUUCAGGAGCCAGUGACCUUCCGGGAUGUAGCCGUGGACUUCACCCAGGAGGAGUGGGGACAGCUGGACCUUACCCAGAGGACACUGUAUCGUGAAGUGAUGCUGGAGACCUUCCGGCACCUGCUGUCUGUGGGUCCUGAGCUCCCCAAACCCGAAGUCAUCUCUCAGCUGGAACAAGGGGCUGAGUUAUGGAUAGAGAGAGGAGUCACCCAGGGCUAUAAUCCAGUUUGGGCACUUGGACCCGAAGGCUACAUGUUCCUCAAGUCUCAGGGCCUUCCCAAGGAGGAGCCAUUCCCCUAUACAGAAAGGAAAGAGCUCCUGAAGGAGACUCCACGGCCUCCCAUGAUGGUGGGGGCCCAGGAGUGUGAGGGCCAGCUCCAGUCUCUGAGUCAGAACCCAGCUAACCUGAGGCAACUGGAAUUGGGCCUCAAAGAUGGAUCAGUUCAAAGUCAAGACUAUGAAAGUCACAGACAGGAAAACUGUGUCUUGCAUUCCAAUGUAGAUCCAUUCCUAGAGAUUUCUAGGAGAGAAUAUUUCUGUACUUAUGACUCACAAGUUAAAAACUCAGAACACAACUCAAUCUUAGUCAGUCAGCGGCCGGCAGACCUCCCAGGAACACAGCCCUGUAACAACAAAGAGUGUCACAGAGCCACUGAGCAGACUGUACCUGCUACGGAACUCAUAAGGAGCCCAGUGCUGGAUAAACCCUACAAAUGUACUGACUGCGGGAAGUCAUUUAACCACAAUGCACACCUCACGGUACACAAGAGGAUUCAUACAGGAGAGAGACCUUACAUGUGCAAAGAAUGCGGGAAAGCCUUCAGUCAGAACUCUUCCCUCGUUCAACACCAGCGAAUCCACACUGGAGACAAGCCCUAUAAGUGUGCUGAGUGUGGAAAGUCUUUCUGCCACAGUACACAUCUCACUGUCCACCGUAGAAUUCACACUGGAGAAAAGCCUUAUGAGUGUCAGGACUGUGGGAGGGCCUUCAAUCAGAACUCGUCACUUGGCCGGCACAAAAGGACACACACUGGAGAGAAGCCGUAUACCUGCAGUGUUUGUGGGAAAUCCUUCUCUCGGACCACCUGUCUCUUUCUGCACCUUCGGACUCACACUGAGGAGAGGCCCUUUGAGUGUAACCAUUGUGGGAAGGGCUUCAGACACAGCUCCUCUCUGGCUCAGCAUCAGCGAAAGCAUGCUGGGGAGAAGCCCUAUGAGUGCCAACAGCGGCUGAUUUUUGAGCAGACACCGGCUUUCACCAAGCACGAGUGGACAGAAACCCUUGGCUGUGCCCCACCUUUGAGUCAGGAUGAAAAGACUCAGCGGAGUGACAAGCCAUUUAAAUGUAAUCAGUGUGGGAAAUGUUUCAUUCAGAGCUCUCAUCUCAUUCGACAUCAGGUAACUCACAGCAGAGAUGAGCCCCAUGGGCGCACAAGAAGACGUGAACGGUCCUGUGGUCAGAAGGCCCAGCUUACUCAUCAUCAGCAGUCCAAUUCAGCAGAGGACCCUGGGGGCCAGGCAGAAGCAGGACAGCCAGCGAGCAAGACUCAGGCCUUGUUUGACAUUCAUGAAAUCAUGCAGCAGAAAAAUCCUGUUCAUGUUAUUGGGGUAGAAGAACAUCCUCUAGGGACUUCCAAGAUAGUUGACUUCAAAGAAUCAACGUAGGAGUUCUUCAGAAAACAUUUGAACCAUAGGUGCACAUGUGGUAAGUCCACAGGAUGUAUUCGUGUGACAAGAGGGGCUGGGGCAGAAAUGGCCCAGUGACCCUUGAUUUUGUAUGUAAGUGGUACUUCCUAGACACCUACGGUUGGUGAUUCUCAAACCUAUGAGACCCUCUGCCCACUUUGCAGCAGGUAUCUGUGUGUGUGUGUGUGUGUUUACGUGUGUG